AUGACGGACCCUCCCAUGCCUCCUCUGCAUGGCAAGAGUGGACCGCAAGGUGAGGAAACUGGUCUUAGUAUAGUUAGAGAGGCUCUAGACUUGUCGCAGCUGCUGACAGGUGCUUCGAGGCACUCAACAAUACCCCCAAACGAAGCAAACGAAAACGAAGAACAAGUGGUCCCGCAAGAGUCUCAAACUGAGCAAACCCAAGAUACCGCAGCAACCACCACUACCAGGAAGAAGAAGCGACAGAGCUUUGCAUUCUCUGGCAGACACUUCAAGUGUAGCAGUGAACUGUUCCUGAAUCCGGAGCAUGAGGCCUCCUUCUUGGGAAAGUAUCCACAGAAUGACCUGGAGAUUGUAGGAAAGGUGACGCAAUGCCCCACCAGCAAGAACGGAAAGCGAUAUGGCUUCAAAUGGAUUACAGCUGGCACUGAUGUAGACAUUCGAUGGACGAAGAACUAUGAGGACAAUUCGGCAGAGUUCAGAACAAAGCUGAAAGAACUCAUAUUGGCCUAUGAGGAGGAGCAGAAAGGAUUGGUAGUUGAUCAAGAAAGCACUCCCGCGGACAGCCAAGGGACCGUGGGAACUUCAACAGAAAGGGCAUCAACAGGCAGUAACACCAGGACACCAGCACCAAAGAAAUCCAGUAAGGAGCAACCAACAUCGCAUGAAAGGGCACAAGCAUAUGCAAGUUUAAAAACUGCAUGUUCGUCUGGUAGCGGGACCAGCUCGCGACACAAGGAAACAAACAGACGAGUGACAAGAGGAGAUGAUGUUGAUGGGUAUGACUCUGACUCUGAUGAUGGAGACGAUCUCAAUGAAUAUGAUGAUGCCUUCGAUACCGCAAGGAUGGCUGAAGACUGUGAUAGUGAUGACGAUAUUUACGAAAUCCAAGCUACCGAUGCAACAACAAUCGCCAAAGAUGACACCUACGGCAAGCUGGCACAGAAACUGCAAUGGAAAUUCCAAUCAGUGACUUCUGAGGAUGUGCCUUUUACAGAGAGGAAGAACAUGCGAAAGGGUGACACUAAGCUGAAGCCAGGAGUGGGAGAUCGGUGGAAAGAUCCAUUCGAAUGCUUCCAACGUGCUGGUUGUAGCAGAGGCUUCGUGACAGCACUGACAAGGGAAUCUAACGAUUAUGCGAAGAACAACCUACUGGGCAUCUUGUUGAAGAUAUCUUUGGCUCCCAUGGAUGGUGGCGGCUACCCAGCAUAUUUUCAGAAAGAACCGAUGCAGAUAAGUUUCUGUAACAGCGAAGAGGCCUUGACAAUCGAAGGCAGUGAAGGGUGGGCUUAUCGGCACAUGACACUACAGAGAUUCAAGCAAAUAAGGUCGGCUUUCCAUCCAGAAGAUAAAGACAUGGCCGGUACCAGCGACAAAUGCUACCAGUUGAGGAGAGCAAUCAAUGCCACCAAUAGUGCCUCUAAAUCCACUUUCGAAGCAGGAGCUCAGUGCGCUUUUGAUGAGGGUGGUGUUGCUUGCAGGUCCCGCUUUUGUCCUGUUCGACAGUACAAUAAGGACAAACCCAAUAAGUUCCGCGUGGACUUCUUUAUCCUUGCGUGCUCUUCAACUUACGCCAUAUUCAAUAUCGAUGUCUAUCAGGGCAGGAAUGCAACAAACGUCGGCAUUGAUGAGAGCAUCCAAGACCUUCCUACAACACAGAAAGCGGUUAUGAAUGCAGUGAUGUCAACAUUCGAUGAUGGUGGUGGCGCCAGACACAUUGCAAUGGAUAACCGGUACAUGUGCCCCGAGUUGGCUGUUCUGUUGCUCACCAAAUGUGGUUGUUACAGUACGGGCACUUGUCGCCGUAGAAGAAAGGGUUUUCCAGACCAUCUGUUGGACUUGGAUAAGAAAAAUGGUCGUGGUGCUUAUAAGGUAGUCGCCGACAGAGUCAAUCGCGUAAUUAUGACGCAGUGGGUUGACAACAAGGUAGUUACAAUGGUCAGCACCAGGAGCGAUACUACCAUCGGCACAGUGAAGAGACAGAUUGGUCCAUUGGCGAGGCAGCUGGACUGUCCGGCUGUAAUGAUUGGCUACCAGAAAACAAUGUUUGGUGUGGACAAAGGAGACGAAAUGCGGGCUCACUUUGGUGGCUUCUCCACAAAAGCCCACUUCAAGAAGUGGUAUAAGCGAGUGUUCCUUGCCAUCCUUGACGUGAUGUUGAUGAAUGCACACAUUGCCUGGAACUUGUCUGCGCAGGAAAGAGCUUCUCGAAACAGGAACCAGCUGAAAAGGCACGAAUUUAUGCUUUUCGUGGCAGAGUCUUUGUUGGAAUACACCGAGCCCGAAGUCACAACAAAGCAUCACACCCAAGAGGAGGAGGAUAUCAUGAAGGAUCACCUUCCUCUCCAAACCAAGAUGAAGAGUAAUGCAAGGCAGCGAUGCCUUGUUUGUCGCUUAGAGAAUGGUGAAUGGUUUGAUCCGAAAUUGGGAGCGACAGGAAUCAGGACUGGGCUUGCUGUUUGCUCCGUUUGUGGAAUUUAUGCACACAAUCACAUUGUCACAGACUCUGAUAGGAAGAUUCACCAUCUCCAGCAAUUCCAGGAGAAAACGUGCUUCCAGAUUGCGCAUCAUCCUGAUGGUGUUGCUCUGUGGAAAUUUCGAGAUCCCAAACACUGCAAGGGGGCACGAUCGAUCUGUAGGAAUGCCCCAAUCUGGAAGACACUUCGAACGCUUUACGGUAAACCAGACAAAGAGAUUCGAAAGCGUAAGAGACAGGACACUGCUAAAGGAGGGAAGAAAUCCAGCGAGGAAACGAGCGAUGACAGUGAGAAAAACAAUGCUGGUGAUGGUGGUGUCUACAUGGAUAGCAGCGAGAAUGAGCUGUAUGAUUAG
Molecule: messenger RNA, 2829 nt
Organism: Seminavis robusta
Lineage: Eukaryota; Bacillariophyta; Bacillariophyceae; Naviculales; Naviculaceae
Source: the annotation of a GenBank genome assembly